AUGGAGCCGCAGUCCCCAGCCGUACUUCCAUCCGGCGCAGCCGCCGGCCGCCUCGCCGCGCACAGCCUCGCGCUCACGCACUUCUUCAACGCGCUGCGCGAAAAGCACCAGAAGGCGUCUCAACAAUCAACCACCACCGCUACCGCCGUAACCAACCUCUGCGCGCAGGUGAACGCGAUAAGCGCGUCGCUCCAUCAGCUCCAGGCCCUGCUUCUCCGCGAUGGCGACGACGCCAGCGCUCAAUCCGACUCGCCGCAACAGCAGCAGUUGCGCGCCGCGCUGGAUGCGGCGCUGACGGCGUGCGCUUUCGGAUUCGCGUGCUUGGAUGCAGAGAUCCAGCAUUUGGCGCCGUCGCCUGCGUCCGCCGGCGGCAGCAGCAGCCCGCCCGCCACUUCCGAUGCGUCCAGGUGGCGCGCGAGGCGGGCGUCGCGUGGCCCGCAGUGGAGGGAGGACCCGAUGAAAGAGCUUCUGCGGUACCUGGGCGGGGUGCGGAGGGCGCUGGGGUCACUUGUCAGAGCGCUUUUGGUGCGAGAGUCCAAGGAACGAUUCCGGUUGCUUAACGAGGAUGCGGAGUUGUUCAGGCUGGUAGGGCAGAAGUCGAAGGCGCUGAAGGCGGCAUGGCCGGCGGUCAAGGUGCCGGAGUCAGUGAACGGUAGUGAGGAGGGCAAGAGGAGUUUUGUCGAUGUCGUGAUUAACUCGCCGGCGUACCGAGAUGCUAUGGCUGCCGUGGCUAAGAAGGACGCCGCUGUGCAGCCUGACGCAGGAGCUCCUGAGCAGACAAACGUGCCAAAUGUUGAAAAUGCAGUUGAAAAUGCAGUAGAGAAUGGGGAGCCCGGUCCAAGUGCUGGUCAGCCAGCGCCGGAAACUAACCAAGAAGCAGAUGGAACUGUACAAGAGAACGGCGAGCCGAGCAGAUUGCAAGAGGGGGAAACAGUAGCAGAACAAGCGUUGUCAAACAAGUCUCAAAAAUCAGCUGAGAAGGAAAAUUCCAAGUCGGGUAAGGAGGAAGAAGCGCCUCCAUUGCCACCGCGGAAGCAGAGUACUGAAGAGACGGAAGAGGAGGAAGCACCACCUUUACCACCUAGGAGGCCUACAGUGACUGAACCAGCAGUUGCGUCUCCGUCCACGGCUAACGAGUCCACCGCCGCCAAUGAACCCGCAGCGAAUGAAUCCAAUGACACCGAGGCUGCGACUACGAAUGAGCCAGGCAGCUCUGCACCGCAAAUCCCCCCACUUACAUUCGAAUCUACCGCUGAGCCUGCCACUGAGCCUACCGCUGAGCCUACCACUGAGCCAGCCACCGAAUCUUCUACCGAGCCUACCGCCGAACCCACCACUGAGCCUGCUGUUGAGCCUGCUGUUGAGCCUGCUGCUGAGCCUGCUACUGAGCCGGCCACUAAGCCGGCCACUGAGCCAGCCACUGCGCCCGUGGCUGAGCCUAUCACUGAACCUCCCACCGAACCCAUCACCGAGCCCGCCAACCCAGCCUCGCCUCCGCACGAUGCUGACCAAACGCCCACCACCACCGCCGACCUCGCCGACCCCGCCUCCACCCCGGACGUCGCCCUCUCCCCGCACGACCUCCAAAUCCACCACUUCUGGCAAACCCUCCUCAUCACCGAACUCCGCUACAUCUCCACCCUCACCGCCCUCAGCCGCACGCUGCACGCCGACUCUCCGCUUCGCAAAUCCUGGCCCUCGCUCGCCAAGCACCUCGACGGCAGCCUGCCCUCACACGUCGACGAGCUCGCCGCGCUGCACGCCCGCUACCUGCUCCAGCCGCUCGCCCUGCAGCUCGCCAGCGUCGUCAAGACGGACCUGCUGCUUCCCGUCUUCCGCAUCUGGUGCCGGAGGGCGGGGAAGGCGUAUCAGGCUUUCUGCCGCCGCUAUCCGCACGCGGUGACGGCGGUGCGGGCGACGGCGGAGGGGGAUAAGGGGUUCAGGCGGUUCGUGGCGGGGCUGCAGGAGGAGGAGGACGGUGCGGAAGGAGGGUUGGAGGGCAUGUUGGGGGCGCCGGUGCGGAGGCUGGGGUUCUAUUGCGAGGCGCUUGAGGUCGUGGUGGCGCUGGAGCGGGAUGCGGUGGGGGGCGAGGAUGGCGAGGGGGGCGGUGGUGGUGGGUUCCGGCCGACGAAGGUCGGCGAGUAUAGGAGGAUGUUGGUACGGCUGAGGGAGUCGUGUGAGGGGCUGAUGAAGGCCGCCGAGGACGCCGAGGACCUGCGCCAUAUCCACCGGAGGAUAGAGACCAUCAACUACCAUCAUGUUGAGCCGCUGGAUAUCCUCAAUCCGUCGAGGAGAAUUGUUUAUCAGGGGCCGUUGGCCUGCAAGACGAAAGGAAAGGGUCUGUGGAAUCAGGUCCACUGCGUGUUGCUCGAUAACUACUUCUUCUGGGGGCGAGUAGAGCGGCCGCGGGAGAUGUGGUUCGGAAAGUACAAGUAUGGUGAGAAGCUGUGGGUAUUGGAAGCACCGAUGCCCAUUCAACAGCUUGAAUGUUCAUUCGAGGAUACUUCAAAAGAUAACCGGGAUUCUGGCUGGGUUGCGUUUCUUUCCAUUGGCUAG
Messenger RNA from Lasiodiplodia theobromae, 2556 nucleotides. Its product is annotated as Ankyrin repeat protein. The coding region runs from base 1 to 2556 and encodes 851 amino acids. The transcript is spliced from 4 exons. Gene Ontology annotation, molecular function: guanyl-nucleotide exchange factor activity. The record is from RefSeq and is a predicted model, not a curated record. Lineage: Eukaryota; Fungi; Ascomycota; Dothideomycetes; Botryosphaeriales; Botryosphaeriaceae.